Plectropomus leopardus (leopard coralgrouper) is the source of this 2970-nucleotide messenger RNA. RefSeq names its product solute carrier family 7 member 2 (gene slc7a2). Gene Ontology annotation, biological process: L-ornithine transmembrane transport; L-arginine import across plasma membrane. Lineage: Eukaryota; Metazoa; Chordata; Actinopteri; Perciformes; Serranidae. Gene Ontology annotation, molecular function: L-ornithine transmembrane transporter activity; L-lysine transmembrane transporter activity; L-arginine transmembrane transporter activity. Gene Ontology annotation, cellular component: plasma membrane. The record is from RefSeq and is a predicted model, not a curated record.
AUGAAUUAGUGUUGAGCACAGUGCUAAAGCAGAGUUUCAAGGCAGCACUUCAUGGGAGCAGUGGAUCUAUUGUGACUUUUACCUGCACUUCAUGUGAUCUGCUGUGCAAGCUGGAAGAAGCACGCUGACACUUCUGACAGCCUUUUUUUUUUUAGUGUUGGAACUUAGAAACGUUACAUCCACAGUCAUUCUGACAGCAGGUGUCAACAUGCUGGAGCAGGUUCUAUCAUUCGGCCGCUCCCUGGUGCGCAGGAAAGUGGUCGACCUGAGCAGCUUGGAGGACUCGAAGCUGUGCCGCUGCCUGGGAACCAUCGACCUCAUCGCUCUGGGAGUUGGCAGCACUCUGGGUGCUGGUGUGUAUGUCCUGGCCGGCGAGGUGGCCAAAGGCGAUUCAGGCCCCAGCAUAGUCAUCUCCUUCUUAAUUGCUGCCCUUGCAUCUGUCAUGGCCGGUCUGUGUUACGCUGAAUUUGGCGCGCGAGUCCCCAAGACCGGCUCUGCUUACCUUUAUAGCUACGUGACCGUAGGAGAGAUCUGGGCCUUCAUCACUGGUUGGAACCUCAUCCUAUCUUAUGUUAUUGGUACCUCCUCAGUUGCCAGAGCUUGGAGUGGCACAUUUGAUGAAAUGAUCGGUGGGCACAUAGAGACGUUCUGUAAGACCUACUUCAGCAUGAAUUCUCCGGGGUUGGCUCAGUACCCUGACUUCUUUGCCGUGUGCCUGAUACUGCUGCUCUCUGGACUCCUGUCGUUCGGGGUGAAGGAGUCAGCCUGGGUCAACAAAGUCUUCACUGCGGUCAACGUGCUUGUGCUCUUGUUCGUCAUCAUCUCUGGCUUUGUCAAAGGAGACACACAAAACUGGAAGAUCAGUGAAGAAUCCCUUAUAAAUGUCACCAUAGUUACAAGGAACUUGUCGGUGACGGCAAACGUGAGCAGUGAUUAUGGAGUUGGAGGAUUUAUGCCCUUCGGCUUCAGUGGGACCUUAGCUGGAGCUGCCACCUGCUUUUACGCUUUUGUUGGAUUUGACUGUAUUGCGACUACAGGUGAGGAGGUUAAGAACCCUCAGAGAGCCAUUCCCAUCGGCAUCGUGGUGUCUCUGACCGUGUGCUUCCUGGCGUACUUUGGUGUGUCGGCUGCGCUCACACUGAUGAUGCCCUACUACCUCCUGGAUGAAAAGAGUCCUCUCCCCAUGGCCUUUGACUAUGUGGGCUGGGGCCCUGCCAAAUAUGUGGUUGCUGCAGGUUCGCUGUGUGCCCUCUCCACCAGUCUGCUGGGCUCCAUUUUCCCCAUGCCUCGUGUAAUCUAUGCUAUGGCACAGGAUGGGGUGCUUUUCAAAGCCUUAGCACGAAUCAAUCCUAAGACGAAGACCCCACUUAUUGCCACUAUGACCUCAGGUGUAGUAGCAGCCAUCAUGGCUUUCCUGUUUGACCUCAAAGCGCUGGUUGACAUGAUGUCCAUUGGAACUCUUCUGGCUUACUCGCUGGUUGCUGUGUGCGUACUGAUUCUCAGGUACCAGCCAGAUGGAGCCCUGGAGCGGAGAGCGGGCACCGGUGAGAGGGACUACCUGUCCUCUGAGGAGGGUGAGUCUGACUUGACAGAGUCAGAGUCCCACCUUAACAUGCUGAAGGGUGGCAGCUCCACCCUGCAGGCUGUCCUGCACCCUGCUGUCUCACCCACUGAGCAUUCCUCCAGUGUGGUCAACAUGUCCAUCUCUGUGCUCGUGCUGGUGGUGUGCGUGGUCAGCUAUCUCACUACGUACCACGUCCGCUCCAUCCUUGGUAUGGAAGUGUGGAGUCUGGUGUUACUGUCCGUGUGUCUCCUCAUCUUCAGCGGCUGCGUCCUCAUGGUCUACAGGCAGCCUCAGACUAGCAAGAAGGUCUCCUUCAUGGUUCCCCUUCUGCCUUUUCUUCCCAUUCUGAGCAUAUUUGUCAAUAUUUACCUCAUGGUUCAGCUGAGUGGAGAUACCUGGAUACGUUUCUCUGUGUGGAUGUUUGUAGGCUUCCUGAUCUACUUUGGCUAUGGCAUGUGGCACAGUGUGGAGCGCCAGCGUAACCUCCAGCGUCCUUUGAACAGCAGCAGCCCCCAGAAACACAACAAGACAGGCGGAGAGAAGCAGGUUGGUAUGGGUGCAGUAGGAAAAGACGGUGAGUCUUUCAUCCGCCCCGAAAAGACCAGCCAGUGUUAAAAUGAAAGACUCUGUGAGGCGACGGAUGCAUACAAGCACACCGCAGUUCUGACUCGAUGCACCUGUUUAUACAGCUUCACCAUGUGGCGCCUCAGUCACAAGCACAUUCAGCCUGCAAAGGCAGCGUUAGUACUCUGUAUCUGCAGCCACACGCUGGGGAGCUGCUCUGUCCCUCUGAUGGAUCCUGUAGGUCACAUGGACAGCAUGGAGGCAGGAUUGAAAGGACAGGUAACACACUGGAGAGUGAUGUUCAUUUUCUUUAACAAUGAAGCAGUCAAUGCACGACUGCAGCAAAGCUUUUCCGUUUUUGACUUUUUAGUGCUUGACACACUUUUUAUCUUUUCUGUUGCUCUUUGCAUUAUAAGCAGUUGUGUAUGAGUGGGUUUUGAAAUGUAAAGUCUGGGAAAUCUGUGUUAUCCUUUUAAUGGUUCAGAAUUUUAUUAGAUUUUUGACACACCACUUGUGUACUACUAUUAAUAGUAAUGCUAGUUUAGUGAUUUUGAGGCGAGUUCAAUGUAGUUAGUCCAUGGGAUCCAUACGUGUUCAUUUGAGUGGUUCCCUGGGAAACUGAGUGGGGUCCUCGGGCUGCACAAUAAUGGCCAAAAUGAUAAUUCCGAUUAUUUUGAUCAAUAUUGAGAUCACGAUUAUUUAUCAUGAUUAUUCAUUGAUUUUAGGCACAAAAUAUUUUUAUUGCACUGUCACAUUUAAAUAAACAGAGCACUGCUUUCACCUCCAUGUUUUGCUACAUUCCUGCUAACGUAGUAAUUAUAGAUCUUUUAAUAAAAAUUGUC